Molecule: messenger RNA, 2304 nt
Organism: Taeniopygia guttata (zebra finch)
Lineage: Eukaryota; Metazoa; Chordata; Aves; Passeriformes; Estrildidae
Product: aldehyde dehydrogenase family 3 member A2
Biological process (GO): aldehyde metabolic process
Cellular component (GO): cytoplasm
Molecular function (GO): 3-chloroallyl aldehyde dehydrogenase activity; aldehyde dehydrogenase (NAD+) activity
Source: RefSeq, a predicted model, not a curated record
GGUGCGCCCCGCCGGGAGCAGCCCCCGGAUUCCGCGGCGACAUCCCCGCGCUGCCACCAACGCCCUGCGCUGCUGCUCAAACUUUUCUAACUCGGGAGUUACCAGCCAUGGAGAAGAUGCAGCAGAUCGUGGGACGAGCCAGGGCCGCCUUCAGAUCAGGCCGGAGCCGCCCGCUGGAGUUCAGGAUUCAGCAGCUGAAGGCGCUGGAGAGGAUGGUGCAGGAGAAGGAGAAGGAGAUCCUGGCAGCCCUCAAGGCGGACCUGAACAAGAGUGGGCCCAACGCCUACAGCCAUGAAAUUCUGGGCGUGCUGGGGGAGCUGGCCCUCACCAUGGAGAAGCUGCCGUCCUGGGCAGCCCCUCAGCCUGUGAAGAAGAACCUGCUGACCAUGAGGGACGAGGCGUACAUCGGCUACGAGCCCCUGGGCGUGGUGCUGGUCAUCGGGGCCUGGAACUACCCCUUUGUGCUGGUCAUGCAGCCCCUGAUCGGGGCCAUCGCAGCAGGCAAUGCCGUGGUGGUGAAGCCGUCGGAGGUCAGUGAGAACACGGCUCGGCUGGUGGCUGAGCUCCUCCCACAGUACCUGGACAAGGAUCUGUAUGCUGUGGUCACUGGAGGAGUUCCUGAGACAACCGAGCUGCUGACCCAGAGAUUUGACCACAUCCUCUACACUGGCAACACCGCAGUGGGCAAAAUUGUGAUGGCAGCAGCUGCCAAGCACCUGACCCCUGUCACCCUGGAGCUGGGGGGGAAGAGCCCCUGCUACAUCGACAAGGACUGUGACCUGGCUGUCGCCUGCAGGCGGAUAACGUGGGGCAAGUACAUGAACUGUGGGCAGACCUGCAUCGCCCCAGACUACAUCCUGUGCGACCCAUCCAUCCAGGGCAAGGUGGUGGAGAACAUCAAGGCGACUCUGAAGGAAUUCUAUGGGGAGGACGUGAAGUCAUCUCCAGACUAUGGAAAGAUCAUCAACCAGCGUCACUUCAGGAGGGUCAAGAGCCUGCUGGAAGGGCAGAAGAUUGCUCAUGGGGGAGAGUCUGAUGAGGCCUCCUGCUUCAUAGCACCAACCAUCCUGACGGAUGUUUCCCCGGAGUCCAAGGUGAUGGAGGAGGAAAUCUUUGGACCAGUGCUGCCCAUUGUGCCUGUGAAGAGCGUGGAGGAAGCCAUUGAGUUCAUCAACCUUCGGGAGAAGCCUCUUGCUCUGUAUGUCUUCUCCAACAACAAGCAGCUGAUCAGACGGGUGAUAGCAGAGACCUCCAGCGGUGGCAUGACAGCCAACGAUGUCAUCAUGCACUCCGUGCUCCCAGAUCUGCCCUUCGGCGGUGUGGGCCACAGCGGGAUGGGCGCCUACCACGGCAGGCACAGCUUCGAGACCUUCUCCCACCGCCGUGCCUGCCUGGUCAGGGACCUGAGCUGGGAGGCUGUGAACAAACUGAGGUACCCACCUGGCAGCAUGGAGAUGGUGCAUUUGGCCAAGCUCUUCCUGCUGAAGCAGUGCAACAGGAGCAGAGUGGGACACUUCAUCUCGGCCCUGCUGGCGGCUGUGAAAGCCGUGGUGGCAAAGGUGUUGUAUCCCCAGCGAGAGGGGUGAUGGGCAGCCAGCACUUGGACCCGCUGCUCGCUCCCUGCAGUCCUACUGCUGAACUUUUCUUUGCUGUGAUUUCAUUUCUUCCAAGGCAGCCAAUGCACUGGAGAGGUAGAAGACAAAAAAAAAGGAAAAAAAAAAAAAAAUCCACCCUGCUUUGUAAACAGUAACUCCUCUAAAAACUCCUGGGAGCCUGGGAGUGUUUGUCACAAGGGUAUCUAAACAAAGCCAGUCGUUACUGAGCCUGUUAUCUCUGUAACACCUCACCUGAUCCCCAGAGGAAGCUGCUCAUCACAGCCAUGAGCCUGGGAAAUGAGGGUCUCACUGCAGGGGACAGUCCAGGCCGGUUGUCCCGGAGCAGAGGGAAAGGAGCCUCGAAGAACCUGCAGCAUCUCAUCCUCGACUGAUGGGUGAUGCUCUUUGCAGGGAAACCACCUUUAUUUAUCCAAGGUGGGCAAAAGCCACCUGAGCUGUCCCAAGGACUUGAGAAGUGCCAGGGACUGUUGUGCUGCUGUAUUUGGGGCUACUGGGGCAAAGACAGGGGCACUGCUGCAGUUGGAGUCCCAGGUCUCGGGCAUCCUUGGCCAGAGUGGCAGAGCAGCCACAGCCGCCUCCUCUGUAACUGAAUUUCGGAGGUUUAUUCAUUUAUGGAUAGUCUUUUACCUCCAAACUUGUAACUGAGAGCUGCCCUUGACCCUUGCUGAAUAAAACCUUUAUUUUGCUG